Messenger RNA from Myxocyprinus asiaticus (Chinese sucker), 3844 nucleotides. RefSeq names its product CTD nuclear envelope phosphatase 1A-like. NCBI's taxonomy places the organism in Eukaryota, Metazoa, Chordata, Actinopteri, Cypriniformes, Catostomidae. The transcript is spliced from 6 exons. The record is from RefSeq and is a predicted model, not a curated record. Gene Ontology annotation, molecular function: protein serine/threonine phosphatase activity. The coding region runs from base 535 to 1164 and encodes 209 amino acids.
CUGGUCUACCGUAUUGGCUUUAAACUGUCCUUAGCGGCGAGAAAUUGUACGCGCUUUCUUUUUUUUUUCUUUCUUUUUUUUUUUUUUUUAGCUUUCUCAAAAUCUCUCUUAAAGUGGAGGAAGACACAAACGGACCUUAAUGUCGCAGCAGAGAGAAAGUCGGACUUCUCUCGGCCUUUGGAAGAGCGCAGACAUUUGUUCGAAUCUCCAGCAGGAUAUUUAGCAGGUUGGUCUGACCAUCUUAGCCAACGAGCAUUUGAAGUCUUCACAGAGAGCUGGACAUAAAAUUACCUCCCCAAAGAUAAGGACUUAAACCAAUUGGUAUUUUAUUUCGGCACUUAAAAAAAAUCGAUACACUUUUGCACCCUCCGUACGUUUAUUUUUAAUCAUAUCAAGCCACGUGAGGUGUAAACAGAACGCUCCAGUGUUUGAACUUGUGAAUGGUUGUCAGGAUCUUAAUUCCACAGGUGUGUCUCUUUCUUCUUGUACUGAUCACUUCGGCGGUGUAAAGCACACCUCACAGACCCUGGUGUAAUGGUUGACAUGAUAAAGACGCGCCAAUGUCUGCUCGGUGUACGGACUUUCCUCGGCGUGACGUCCAGAAUAUGGAGCUUCUUCUUAUACAUCCUCAGGAAGCACAUCAGAACGAUAAUCCAGUAUCAAACAGUGCGAUAUGACAUUUUACCAUUGUCACCCAUCUCUAGAAAUGGACUCAACAACGUGAAGCGUAAGAUCCUAGUUUUAGAUCUUGACGAGACGUUGAUACACUCGCAUCACGAUGGAGUUCUCAGACCAACAGUGCGACCUGGCACGCCACCAGACUUCAUCCUUAAAGUGGUAAUAGACAAACACCCAGUCAGAUUCUUUGUACAUAAAAGGCCGCAUGUUGACUUCUUCUUGGAGGUGGUCAGUCAGUGGUAUGAGUUAGUAGUGUUCACUGCUAGUAUGGAGAUCUAUGGCUCUGCAGUAGCUGAUAAGCUGGACAACAACAAGGGAAUCCUGAAAAGAAGAUACUACAGACAGCAUUGUACACUGGACUCAGGUAGUUAUAUUAAAGACCUCUCUGUUGUACGUGACGACUUAUCAAGUGUAGUGAUUCUUGACAACUCGCCAGGGGCAUAUCGAAGUCAUCCAGAUUCACCGCAGAUGUACGAUCCGUCCUGAGCCGAAAUCUCCACCAGCAUCGACUCUGGUGAUCAUCCGACCGAGAGCUUUCUUCAAGCCCACCUUAUUUUAUUUUUUUCAACUGCUUCCCUAUAUGACAUCUGCCUGUCCAUUCACCCUAAACUCUGACUUGUCACCUCCCAACAACAGCCUUACAAAAGGGCUAUCAGAAAGGGGAGUCAAUUGUGAACUCAAAACCAAAAUGAUGAUGGAAAAGGCGAACAUUUGGAUGUGUUGGAAGUCAACUUUUUUCUUAGGUUUUCCCCCUCUUCUUCAUAAAAGAGUCUCUGCCUUACAGUUCUACCUAUGCUGAUCACAUGUGUGAGUUAUGAUUAUAUGUGUGUAUGAGAGGGCCUACUGCUUUUUAAAUAUUUGAAGAUAUGGAGUGACUGGAAACUGAGGAAAAAAAGACCUUUUCAUGAUUCAUCCUCAGUCCCAGUUUUGGACAUCAUACCUCACUUCAAAAGGUGGCACAAACAGAGGUCUGGUACAGAGACUGGCUUGUGAAGCCCAUCGUAAUUGGCCACCAACACUCUGCCCAUCUAAUAGAGCUCACUGGAAUAACUUGAUGACACGGAUUCCAACUGCCCAGUAGAUUUCAGGGUUAUUGUGGUAGAGUUGUAUAUGUUAUCGAGGUACAGUUUUGGAAGACAUGGGUUUUAAUGAUGUAUGUAUGGUAGACCUAUCCCUAUUUGGAUGUGGUGGAAAAUGUUUAACUUUUUUCUCCAUAUUCUGCAGCAAAUUUUAUUCUGGUCAAUUUUCAUCUUUUAUUCUUGGCAGUAAAUUAAUUUGAAUCAUGAUUAUCAGGGAAGAUAUAGUAUAAUAUGUGUUUUUGAGAAGCUGAACAACAGAUUUUAAGCCUUUCUGCUCUUAUUCUUCUCUACAGAAUGUAUUUGGUUGAUUAUGAAGUCCUACCACUUGAAAGCCUUUUUGCAAAUUUUUUUUUUCUCUCUUUUUCCUGAAAAUGUAAUAAUGGCAAGACUUGAAUUUAUACAAAUUGUACUUUAUUGUAUUGAAGAGAUGGCUGAGCAAAAAACACCCUUUUUUUACUCAAGGCCUUCUUGGUUUCUCUGUGCACCUGUCAUAUAAUGUCAGUUCUAUUCUCAUUUAACACUUGAUAAGUCUCAAGGCAGCCACUUGAUAAGUCUACCGGUCAGAGUGCCCAUGCUGACCCCUGUCCCCUGCCGAAACGCCUGCAAUGGACACGUGAGCGUCAGAACUGGACCAUGGAGCAAUGGAAGGAGGAUGCCUGGUCUGAUGAAUCACAUGUUCUUUUAGAUCAUGUGGUUUACCUUGGGAAGAGAUGGCAGCAGGAUGCACUAUGGGAAGAAGGUAGGCCGGUGGAGGCAGUGUGAUGCUCUGGGCAAUGUUCUGCUGGGAAACCUUGGGUCCUGGCAUUCAUGUGGAUGUUACUUUGAAACGUACCACCUACCUAAAGAUUGUUGCAGACCACGUACACCCCUUCAUGGCAAUGGUAUUCCCUGAUGGCAGUAGCCUCUUUCAGUAGGAUAAUGCACCCUGCCACACUGCAAAAAUUGUUCAGGAAUGGUUUGAGGAACGUGACAAAGAGUUCAAGGUGUUGACUUGGCCUCCAAAUUCCCCAGAUCUCAAUCCGAUUGAACAUCUAUGGGAUGUGCUGGACUAAGAUGUUCGAUCCAUGGAGGCCCUACCUCGCAACUUACAGGAUCUGCUGCUAACGUCUUGGUGCCAGAUACCACAGGACACCUUCAGAGGUUUUGUGGAGUCCAUACCUCAAGGGGUCAGAGCUGUUUUGGUGGCACAAGGGAGACCUACACGAUAUUAGGCAGGUGGUUUUAAUAUUGUGGCUGAUCGGUGUAUACUGCGUUCCAUUUCUUUUACUAAAAUGCCUUUUAUCUUAUGUCAGUGUUCUCACAGUAGUAAAAACUGAAAAUGUCAGGGAUUUUUAAAAUUGAUUUCCAGGCCAGGAAAAGUCAUGAGAAUUUCUAUGGGAAUAUAAUGGUUUAAAAUAUGUAAUUGGCUAGAUAUUGCUCUUGGUAAAGUAAAACGUGUUGCAAGCCACAAUUAUAACACUGGCCUGUUCACAGUACAGAUGUUAACUGAUUGCCCAGCUUGAUUAGGCUGGUCAUUUGAGUGAUUUUAGAGGGGUUUGAGCACUUUUUAGCUGGUCAGGCUAGAGGAACAACUGGUAACCACCUGAGCACCAGAUGGCUGGAAGACCAUCUUAAACCAGCUAAAACCACAAUAGGUUAUUAAAGACAUUUAUUACCUACUUUCCAAGUAUAAUCGUUUAAAAAUAUCAAAUCUGCCCAGCUAUUUCUGUAAAAAGUUAUUCUAAAGUGAAUCAUUAUCCAGUAGUCAAGAACAGCUGGAAAGGUCAUGCAAAUGUAUUGGUCUAUAACAUUGGAAACGCUGUUAUAUAUUUGUUGUGGAACAACAAAUGCUCUCUUAAGGUAGGCUUGUGCCUUACAAAAUGCUAAUUACACUUUUAAUAUGUAAAAGUUUUGUAACCAGCACAGGACUGUCGUGUAUGGAGAGAGCAGUUUCCUUACUGUUAAUGAUUAAAGAAUAUUGUACAUAUCAUUUAAAGGGAUACAGUAGUUCACCCAAAAAUGAAACUUCUCAUUUACUCACCCUCAUGCCAUCCCAGAUGUGUAUGACUUUCUUCUGCAGAACACAAAGAUUUUUAGAAGAAUAUUUC